GGACGUGAUUUCUUGCCAAAGGAAUAUGCGAAAAGUAAGGAGAAUGAGAAGAAAAUCGUUCAGCUACAUAAUUCUAUUCAGAACUACAAGCAAUUAUCCGGCACAUCGGAUUUGGACGCAAAAAGCAAGUAUGUGCACUUGUGCCGAGGGCUGAAAACCUAUGGUGUGACGUUCUUCUUAGUAAAAGAGAAGCUAGUCGGCAAGAACAAACUCGUCCCACGAUUACUUGGUGUGAACAAAGAAUGUGUAAUGCGUGUAGACGAAAAGACAAAAGACGUCCUAAAGGAAUGGCCACUGGAACAGGUCCGCCGAUGGAAUACCUCACCGAGAACGUUCACCUUGGACUUCGGUGAUUAUCAGGAUGGUUACUAUUCGGUACAGACGUUAGAUGGUGAAAAAAUUGGCCAACUAAUUGCUGGCUAUAUUGAUAUCAUCGUGAAAAAGAAAGCUAUGAAGGAUCAUUUGGGAAUUGAAGGCGACGAAGGGUCGACCAUGCUCGAAGACGUUGUCGCUCCAGCUAAAGCUACAUUGGUGGCCCAUGGACAGAUCGGGGCUGGGCAGUAUGCCCAGGAUGGCCAUGUGGCCCUACGGGGUGUGCUACGUACCCCUCAGCAACAACCUCAUGGCUACGGCUAUGGAAUCAACGGAGCUCAGUAUGGUGCAGUCAGCGGUGAAAUUCAAUCACAAAGUCUGGGCAGAGCUCAACGUCUUCGCAUUCUCGAUACCUAUGAGCAUCCGCAACGUGCUCUGGUCGGCACAAUUGAAGCUACGAUUAAAUCAGUGGCGGAAGCUGAAGAGGAGCUCGAACGAGAGCCGGAGAUCGAACUGCCACGAUUCCCUGAUGACUAUUCUAAAAGAAAAUGGGUUGACGAACAGGUCAUCAUUAACAAAGAGAACGUCAAUGAACGUCUUGCCGCCAUGGGUGCAGCAACGGCUCAGGUUGUACAAUGGACAGCGGUACAAGAAGAAUAUGAUGAUCGUGUCGGAACUGCCAUUGCGACGAUUGGCUCAAACUUACCGGAUGUCGGAAGAAAUGUUCGCGAUUUGGCUCAGUUCAUGCCUGAUCGAAGACGCGACGACCUCGUCGAAGCUACUCGAAAACUUUGCGGAGCAUUCGGUGACUUCCUUCAUGCAGUCAAUCCAGAACAUGAGGAGAAACGAACGACCGUAUUGGCAGCAGCCGGACGAGUCGGCGAUUUUUCACAGCAAGUCAUCAAUACGAUGGAUGAGCCAACACAUGAACAAUCGUACUUCCAUGAUCACCUUGUACAAAAAGCCAAAAAUGUGGCUACCAGUACUGCUCAACUUGUGCUCAGAGCAAAAACCAUCUCAGCAGACUGCGAGGAGCCAGUUCUCCAGGAGAAAGUCAUCCAUUCAGCGACACAAUGCGCUUUCGCGACGUCGCAACUCGUCGCGUGUGCCCGAGUUGUCGCGCCGACGAUCGAAAGCAAUGCAUGUCAAGAACAGCUUACGAAUGCCGCCAAACAGGUAUCGCAUGCAGUUACGGAAUUACUGCAUGAUGCUGAAUACGCCUGUGAACGAAGCCAUACCGAUGGACGACAAUCACUCACGGAUAUUCAUGAAGCUGCUAGACAGGUAACAUAUGCUCUGGAUAGCCUACUGGAACAUGUGAAGACGUCACCGAAGAUCACAAGAACCACUGAGGAGGAGCAGUACAAUGAGGUGUUGAGAACGAGCCACAGACUUCUUGCACAUCAGGGACCAAGCGAAGAUCUAACCCGUGAAGCCAAGAAGGUCAUUCGACACAGUCAGAUCCUUAUGGAGCAAUUCGAACAUGAAGCACACGAGCACCCAGAGCAGAAGGAUCGUCUACUGGCUGCUGCUCGACGUGUCGCUACUGCCACCAGUGACAUGAUCGACGCCACAAGGGUCAGUUUCCAGCAGAAUUACAAGGUUUAA
Haemonchus placei is the source of this 1920-nucleotide messenger RNA. The record is from the annotation of a GenBank genome assembly. Lineage: Eukaryota; Metazoa; Nematoda; Chromadorea; Rhabditida; Trichostrongylidae.